Messenger RNA from Penicillium odoratum, 4332 nucleotides. RefSeq lists its product as uncharacterized. Lineage: Eukaryota; Fungi; Ascomycota; Eurotiomycetes; Eurotiales; Aspergillaceae. The transcript is spliced from 4 exons. Gene Ontology annotation, molecular function: ATP hydrolysis activity; ATP binding; ABC-type transporter activity. The coding region runs from base 1 to 4332 and encodes 1443 amino acids. The record is from RefSeq and is a predicted model, not a curated record. Gene Ontology annotation, biological process: transmembrane transport. Gene Ontology annotation, cellular component: membrane.
AUGAUAUCUGCUUCCAUGUCGGAGCAGUAUCAAAAGUCUGACGAAAUGUCGUCCCCUGAGCCCCUCGACGAUGAGCCCCGCGAGGCGAAAUAUCAGAAAAGCUUCGACACCCUCGCUGCCCCCGAAUUCGGCCUCCACGAUACCAGCAGUUUCGAAACUCUCAAUGCACCUGGCACUCCCCCUACCUCAUCUCCCAAGAAGAGUCCAGAAUGGAGCAUGACCCCGCAAGUCAUUCAGAAUGCCCAACGUGACGAAGAGGCUGGAUUCAAACGACGCGAGCUUGGAGUUACCUGGCAGAACCUUUCUGUGGAGGUCCUAGCUGCCGAAGCUGCUGUCAAAGAGAACAUGAUUUCUCAAUUCAAUAUCCCUCAACUUGUCAAGGAUAUGCGUCAGAAACCGCCACUCAAGUCAAUUUUGUCCGACAGUCAUGGCUGUGUCAAGCCUGGUGAGAUGCUACUUGUCCUGGGUCGACCUGGUUCGGGAUGUACCACACUACUUAAGAUGCUUGCCAAUCGUCGUGAAGGAUUCCACACCAUCAAUGGAGAUGUGCGUUUUGGAAACAUGACACCCGACGAAGCGAUUAAGUAUCAAGGCCAAAUCGUGAUGAACACGGAAGAAGAGCUGUUCUAUCCUCGUCUUACCGUCGGCCAAACAAUGGAUUUCGCCACCAAGAACAAGGUCCCUUCCCAUGUUCCCGGAGCCAAGAGUGUCGCUGAAUAUACCGCGGAAACCAAGCAAUUCCUGUUGGAGUCUAUGGGUAUUUCGCACACAGCUGACACAAAAGUUGGAAACGAAUUUGUUCGCGGUGUGUCCGGUGGUGAAAGAAAACGAGUUUCUAUUAUUGAAUGUCUCGCAACAAGAGCCUCGGUAUUCUCAUGGGAUAACAGCACCCGUGGUCUUGAUGCUAGUACGGCAUUGGAAUGGGCGAAAGCUCUGCGCGCUAUGACAGACGUCCAAGGCCUUUGUACUAUCGUCACCCUUUACCAAGCCGGAAACGCCAUCUACAACCUAUUCGAUAAGGUUCUUGUCCUCGACGAAGGAAAGCAGAUUUACUAUGGCCCUGCCGCGCAAGCAAGGCCGUUCAUGGAGAAUCUCGGUCUGAUGUAUACCGAAGGAGCAAACAUUGGUGAUUUCCUCACUGGUGUGACAGUUCCUACAGAGCGAAAGGUCCGACCUGGCUGGGAAAACCGAUUCCCUCGAACCGCCGACGCUAUUUUGGCCGAGUAUAAGAACUCGCCUAUAUACAAGAACGAAAUUUCCCACUACAAUUAUCCUGAAACUGAUGUUGCGGCCGAGCGCACAGCGGCAUUCAAGGAAUCGGUUGCCUGGGAAAAGUCGAAGCGCCUACCUAAGAGCAGUGAUUUGACCAUCAGUUUCUUCGACCAAGUCGCUUCCUGCACCCGAAGACAGUACCAAAUUCUGUGGGGUGAGAAGUCUACUUUCUUGAUCAAGCAGGUUCUGUCUUGCGUGAUGGCAUUGAUCGCUGGCUCUUGCUUCUAUAACUCCCCCGACACUACCGAGGGCCUGUUCACCAAAGGUGGCGCCAUCUUCUUCUCGCUUCUGUAUAACUGCAUUGUGGCCAUGUCUGAGGUCACUGAAUCAUUCAAAGGACGUCCUAUCCUCAUCAAGCAUAAGAGCUUCGCGAUGUACCAUCCAGCGGCGUUCUGUCUGGCUCAAAUUACGGCAGAUUUCCCUGUCUUGCUGUUUCAGUGUUCAAUUUUCUCGAUUGUCAUCUACUGGAUGGUUGGUCUGAAGCACACCGCGGCUGCUUUCUUUACUUUCUGGGCCAUCCUCUUCACGACAACUUUAUGUAUCACUGCCUUGUUCAGAAUGAUUGGAGCUGCAUUCAGCAGCUUCGAAGCCGCUUCCAAGAUCUCUGGAACCGCUGUCAAGGGAAUUGUUAUGUACGCUGGCUACAUGAUUCCCAAGCCAAAGAUCAAGAACUGGUUUGUUGAGCUGUAUUACACCAACCCAUUUGCAUACGCUUUCCAGGCCGCCAUGUCCAACGAAUUUCAUGGCCAAGUCAUCCCCUGCGUUGGCCGAAGCCUCGUUCCCAACGGCCCAGGUUAUGAGGAUAUGGAUGAUGCCAACAAAGCCUGUACAGGUAUUGGUGGUGCUACCACUGGUGCUAGCUUUGUCACUGGAGAUCAAUAUCUUGCGUCUCUCCACUACCAUGCUUCUCAAUUGUGGCGAAACUACGGUAUCCUCUGGGCUUGGUGGGCCUUCUUCGCUGCCUUGACUGUCAUCUUUACAUGCUUAUGGAAAGGUGGAGCCGGCUCUGGAUCAUCUCUCCUCAUUCCUCGUGAGAGUCUGAAAAAGCACCGAGCUCACAACGAUGAGGAGUCUCAACACAAUGAGAAGAGUGCUCGUACGACAGCCGAUGAGCCUGUUGAUACUGAUGAUGGUAACCUUGUUCGAAACACGUCUAUUUUCACAUGGAAGAAUCUCACGUACACCGUUAAAACCCCUACCGGAGAUCGCGUUCUGCUAGACAACAUCCAUGGAUGGGUCAAGCCCGGCAUGCUUGGCGCUCUGAUGGGAUCUUCUGGAGCUGGCAAAACUACCCUACUUGAUGUGCUCGCCCAGCGCAAAACCGAAGGUACUAUCAAUGGUUCUAUUAUGGUUGACGGUCGACCACUGCCCAUCUCAUUCCAAAGAAUGGCUGGUUACUGUGAACAGCUCGACGUUCAUGAACCCUUCGCCACCGUGAGAGAGGCCCUUCAAUUCUCUGCUCUCCUUCGCCAGUCCCGUGACACCCCGAAAGAGGAAAAGCUCAAGUACGUCGAGACCAUCAUCGAUCUCCUCGAGCUCCAUGACCUCGCCGACACCCUUAUCGGUGGCGUGGGCAAUGGACUCAGCGUUGAGCAAAGAAAGCGUGUGACUAUUGGUGUGGAACUAGUUUCCAAACCUAGUAUUCUUAUCUUCCUCGACGAGCCCACAUCCGGUCUUGAUGGUCAAUCAGCCUAUAACACAAUUCGUUUCCUCCGAAAACUUGCCGACAUUGGCCAAGCCAUCCUUGUCACUAUUCACCAACCUUCCGCGCAGCUUUUCGCCCAGUUUGAUACCCUUCUCCUUCUUGCCCGAGGUGGAAAGACAGUCUACUUUGGUGAUAUUGGUGAAAAUGGAGCUACCAUCAAGCACUAUUUCGGCCAGUACGGUGCUAUAUGUCCUCAAGAAGCCAACCCAGCUGAAUUCAUGAUCGAUGUCGUGACUGGUGGUAUCGAGGCUGUUAAGGAUAAGGACUGGCACCAGAUCUGGCUUGAGUCUCCUGAGCAGCAUGCGAUGAUUACUGAGCUCGAUAGAAUGAUUGAUGAUGCCGCAAACAAGCCCCCAGGAACAGUUUCCGAUGGCUAUGAGUUCUCGAUGUCCCUAUGGGAUCAGACAAAGAUCGUCACUCAGCGCAUGAAUGUCGCUCUUUUCCGGAACACGAACUAUGUCAACAACAAAAUGUCUCUGCACAUUAUCUCUGCCCUUUUGAACGGAUUCUCUUUCUGGAGACCUGGCCCUGGUGUGAACGCCUUGAACUUGAAGAUGUUUACUAUCUUCAACUUCGUCUUCGUCGCCCCCGGUGUUAUCAACCAACUGCAACCUCUCUUUAUCCAGCGCCGUGAUAUUUACGACGCCCGUGAAAAGAAAUCCAAGAUGUACUCCUGGGUUGCGUUCGUUACCGGACUGAUCGUUUCUGAGUUCCCUUACCUCUGCAUCUGCGCGGUCCUCUAUUUCGCUUGCUGGUAUUACCCAGUCUGGAGACUUCCUCAUGAUUCGAACCGAAGCGGCGCAACUUUCUUCAUCAUGCUGAUUUAUGAGUUCAUCUACACCGGUAUCGGCCAGUUCAUUGCUGCUUAUGCACCUAACCCUACUUUCGCUGCACUCGUCAACCCGCUGAUCAUCAGUAUCCUGGUUAUCUUCUGCGGUGUCUUCGUGCCAUACACUGAGCUGAACGUCUUCUGGAAAUAUUGGAUGUACUGGCUCAACCCGUUCAACUAUGUCGUUUCUGGAAUGUUGACAUUCGGUAUCUGGGAUGCGAAGGUUACCUGCAAUGAGGAUGAGUUCGCCGUGUUCGAUCCUACCAAUGGUACCUGUGCGCAGUAUCUCAAGGAUUACUUGUCUGGUGAGGGAUACAUGGCCAAUUUGAUCAAUCCUGAUGCUACAUCAGGCUGUAAGGUGUGCGAAUACACCAAUGGCAGUGACUUCUUGAAGACUUUGAACAUCAAUCAUUAUUAUGUUGGGUGGAGAGAUGCUGCUAUCUCUGUUAUCUUUGCUAUCAGUGGAUAUGCCUUGGUUUUCGGGCUGAUGAAGCUGAGAACCAAGGCCUCAAAGAAGGCAGAGUAG